This is a messenger RNA of Solanum verrucosum, 1584 nucleotides long. RefSeq names its product protein Ycf2-like. The coding region runs from base 1 to 1584 and encodes 527 amino acids. The record is from RefSeq and is a predicted model, not a curated record. The transcript is spliced from 5 exons. Lineage: Eukaryota; Viridiplantae; Streptophyta; Magnoliopsida; Solanales; Solanaceae.
AUGGGGAACUAUAAGCUUAAGCUAGAUGAACAAAUUGGACUCAUUUGUUUAGUUUGUUCAUAUGUCCAUUUGGAGAUGAAAUACAUCUUCCCUGAUUUUGAGAAGAAGGAGGUGGAGAUUGAACCUGAUGUUGUUAGCGUUGCGGAGGAGGAGGAGGAGGUGGUUGAGACUAAACCUGAUGUUGUUAACGUUGUGGAGGAGGAGACUGUUUUUGAUGUUGUUAUUGUUGAGGAGGAGAGUGAUCUUGAUGCUGUUAUCGAUGAGGUGGAGACUGAACCUGAUGUUGUUAACGUUGCGGAGGAUGAGGAGGAUGAGGAGAAGGAGAGUGAUCUUGAUAUUGUUAUCGUUACAGAGGAGGAGGAGGAUGUGGAGAGUGAUCCUGAUGUUGUUAACGUUGCGGAGGAGGAGGAAGAGGUGGAGAGUGAUCCUGAUGUUGUUAUCAUUGCGGAGGAGGAGGAGGUGGUGGAGAGUGAUCCCGAUGUUGUUAACGUUGCUGAGGAGGAAGAGGAGACUGAACCUGAUGUUGUUAACGUUGCAGAGGAGAAGGAGGAAGAGGAGGAUGAGGAUGAGGAGGAAAAGAGUGAUCAUGAUGUUGUAAUCAUUGAGGAUAAGGAAGUAUGUGCUGAUAAUGAUUCGUCAGAGGAGGAGACUGAUCCUGAUACUGUUAUUGUUGAGGAGGAGGAGGACAGUGAUCCUGAUAUUGUUAUCGUUGCGGAUGAGGUGGAGACUGAACCUGAUGUUGUGAACGUUACAGAGGAGGAGGAUUUGGAGGAGGAUGAGGAUGAGGAGGAGGAGACUGAUCCUGAUAUUGUUAUUAUUGAUGAGGAGGAGGAAGAAGAGGAUGAGAGUGAUCCUGAUGCUGUUAUGGAGGAGGAAGAUGAGGAGGUGGAGAGUGAUCCUGAUGUUGUUGAUGUUGCGGAGGAGGAGGUGGAGAGUGAUCAUGAUGUUGUUAAUGUUGCGGAGGAGGAGGAGGUGGAGACUGAACCUGAUGUUGUUAACGUUGCGGAGGAUGAGGAUGAUGAGGUAGAUGAGAGUGAUCUUGAUGUUGUUAUCGUUACGGAGGAGGAUGAAGAGGAGGUGGAGAGUGAUCCUGAUGUCGUUAACGUUGCGGAGGAGGAUGAGGAUGAGAAUAAGGAGGAGAGUGAUCCUGAUGUUGUUAUCGUUACAGAAGAAGAGGAUGAGGAGGUGGAGACUGAACCUGAUGUUGUUAACGUUGCAGAAGAUGAGGAGGAGAGUGUUCAUGAUGUUGUUAUCAUUGAGGAGAAGGCGGCUCCUAUCUUGAAUGCAACAGAUGAGGUUGUUUCUUCUAAGUCAAACAUGUGCAAGACAAGGGACAAAUCCAAAGAGUUUACUGAUACAACCUUAUAUUCUAAGUCGGAAUUUGAAUCUUUAACUAAUGCUCUUCGAAAGAAUCCGAAGAAGAUUCUUGAAGAGGCUGAGUUUCUGAAGUUUAUUGUUGAUUCAAUAAAAAAUGUCCAUGAUCGUAAUGAAGUCAUUCCUCUAGAAGAGAAGGAACAUGUUUUUGUCAAAGAAACAUUUCCUUUAGUAUUUCUAUUUGAAGACGAGGAGCCUCUUCCUCUAUAG